GUGCUCCCUCCUGUACCCCUCCGCCGGGUCACUCACACUUUUCCGCGCUCUCUUUAACGGCGUUUCUCGGCGCUUCCCGAGUUUCCGGUGUGUUCCCCGGGUCACGGAGUCUCCCCCGCGGCCGUGCUCGGUCAUGCUUUAACUUUCGGCCCCGCGGCCGUGCUGUGGAGCCCCGUCCAUGUGGAUCUACUUCCCCGAGGCGAUGACAGGCGGUGCUGCGGCGCGUCUUAAACAUGGCCACCAUGAUGGAGUAAACGCUACAACUUUACUAUUCUCAUUUUUCUUUUCUUUUUUGGAGUUUUUGUUCUCUCUCCGUCUCACCCGAACGAGGAAUGUUUCAUCUCGAAACCUCUCCCCGAGCAUCCGGUCCGUGUGAGAGCCUUGGGAGGGAGAAAAAGUUUUUAUUCUCGGAUUACCUGCUGAAUUAAGUUGGAAAGGAAAGAAGGGGGAAAAAAAGAAUCGCAUCGAUUCCAAUGUCAUCAGAGGAUAAGAGUGAGAAUCCCUCUGAGCAAGGACCUUCUCCUCCGCAGAGCAGUGCCGGGGCCACGCCCUCAGGGAGCCCCGCCCCCGCGGACAGGCGCAUCAGAGGUCGGCCCCGCAGGGACUCUACAAACUCCGCCCCCACACCCAGGCCUACACGCAAGUCUCGUAGUCGAGGCAGAGCUCAGGCUGAUGAUGAGGACAGCAUGGACGCCACGGACGCCACGCUGCCGCCAGGGAUGGAAGCCAUGGACUUGGACGUAGACGACGAUGAGGAGGAGGACUUCCCUCAGACGCUGUCGCCGCUCUUCCAGCGCUCGGUGUCUGAGGACUCGGCCGGCUCGUCUGCCUCGACCACUGGGAAAACCAAAACUAGAAAAAAGCUGUGUGCCUUCUGUUACUGCGGCGAGCGGAGUGUUCUGGGUCAGGGCGAGCUCAAGCUCUUCGGCCCGACCCCGGGUUACGUCCCGCUGCACAUCCGGAACCGCCGCGGCAGCUCCGAGAAGGACGACGACUACCACGACGAGGACGACGACAACGACUUCAACGAUGACGGCGAGAACGCCCGGAGCCCGGGCCAGCGUGGGAGGGGCCUGAAGAAGAUCAGCUCUCCAGACAGCGGACUGCACUCGUCCUCGGCCCCGGGCAGCACCGACCCGUUCAGCGACGAGCCCGUCCACAAGCUCUGGGACGAACUGGGCCAGCUGGGCCUCCCACACGACAUCAACGUGCAGUCCUUAUUCGACCCCACUGGGCAGUGCUGUGCUCACCUGCGGUGUGCGGCGUGGUCAGAGGGGGUGUGGCGCGGUGAAGGAGGCCAGGCUCAGCUCUACGUGGACAAAGCCAUUGACUCAGGGAGCACAGAGUACUGUGCAUAUUGUAAGCGCCUUGGAGCCUCCAUUAAGUGCUGUGAGGAGGGCUGUAGCCGCUCCUAUCAUUUCCCCUGUGCUGCUGCCGCCAGCACCUUCCAGGACGUCAGGACGUACACACUGCUCUGUCCUGACCACAUCCAGCUCGCCCUCCUGCGAUAUAAAGAGAGUGUGAAGUGCCAGGUGUGUGACAGUCCCGGUGAUCUGCACGACCAGCUCUUCUGCACGUCAUGCGGUCAGCACUACCACGGUGCAUGCCUGGAAGUAGCAGUCACGCCGUUAAUGAGGGCAGGCUGGCAGUGUCCCGACUGUAAAGUCUGUCUCACAUGCAGGAACCCUGGAGAGGACAGCAAGAUGCUGGUGUGUGACAUGUGUGACAAAGGAUAUCACACGUUCUGCCUGGAGCCUGUAAUGGAGUCCAUCCCUACUGGGGGCUGGAGGUGUAAGAACUGUCGGACGUGUGCGCAGUGUGGUGCCCGAGCCACAGGUCAGUGGACGUCCAGCGGUCUCUGUGAUUGUUGCCAACAGCAACAACACCCUUCACCCACAUGUCACGUUUGUGGGCGGGGCCAGGACUCAGACGCUCCCAAGGACACACUCGUAUGCAGCACAUGCAAAAGGUGUGUACACGCCGAGUGUGUGGAGCGGGACGGGCCGGAGCCCGGCGCGCAGGUGCAGGACGGAUACACGUGCAGCGCGUGUAAGCGGCCGGACCAGGACGGCACCGAGGACGCUCAGGUUGACGCCGUGCGGGACGCCGUGCUGUCGGAGGCCGAGGCGGCGGAGGGAGCUUUCAUGGCUGUCGAAGAGGAAGUUUCAGUUUCACUGGAACCAGAUAAUACUGCACUUCCUGUUCCCGAAGAACCAAAAGAGUCUCCAUCAGCUGCAGAGCCUGCUCAGGAGAUCCAGGUGACUGUUACUUUGACCGAGGGCUCAUCUGCAUUAGCAUCUCCGCUUACUUCUCAGUGUUGUGCUGCUGUGGUGGACCAAGAUGAUGAGGAGUCUCAUGAUGCUAUCACACCAAUGGAAACUGGGAAGGAGCAAGAGAUCACGCCCGGGCCUGUGGAAAGCGAGGUGGAACCAAAUAUGGUGGAUGUUCCGAAAGUCCUCCUUGCUUCUCAUACCAAAGAAUCCUACCCUGAGCCUUCACCACUGACUGUGGAGGAGCCGGAGCCCAUGGAUUUGGGUGCUUCAGCUCCGGAGGAGUCAGUUGAGAAAAGUGUCCCAGACUCGUUGGUUUCAGAUGUAGUGGAGGAUGUUGGGCAGGGACUAGAGAAAGAGCCAGAGCUGCGGAAGACACCGCAACCGGAGGAGGCAAAGGAAGAAGAAGAGGAGGUCGUAUCUGAGCCAGCUUUGCCUGAGGAGGUCAGCAUUCCACUGGGCACGGAGAGCAGUCCAACCCUGGAGAUGGAUACUACGCCUGGCAGCGAGCUCAGCUUCUCAGGCUUCAGCUCUCCUGCCACGGAAGAUAAGGUACCAAGCCUUAAACGGUCUCCAGCGUUGUCUCCAGAUGGCUCGAUCAAGCUUUGCCAGUCACCGUUUUCUACGGAGGUCUCGCCCAGGGAGACACCUACACACGGCCACAAUACGCCCGGGUACAGCCCCGGCGGUCCCCCUGCUGCAUUCUUCCCUCUCACCCCAAAGAUCGGAAUGGGAAAGCCAGCCAUCUCCAAGAGGAAGUUUUCUCCAGGAAGGCCCAGAGCGAAGCAGGUUGGAUGGAGCAGCCGUAGUGCCGUGAGCUCCCCGUCCUGGUCUCCGGAGUACUCAGAGGCCUCGGAUGGCUCUAAGAACCGGCAUCAGCAGGGCGAGCUCGUCUGGACGGCGAGACUGGGUCGGGGGUCGGGGUUCCCCGGUCGGAGGCGUCCCCGUGGGGCGAACCUGUCGGGGCGAGGGGGCAGAGGACGAUCCCGACUCAAGUUAGACAGCAGCUUCCUGGUCACCCCUGGGGUGAACUUUCUUGAGACUCCACACGUGGUGAAGGAGGAAGAGGAGAACAGUAUGCACAACACAGUCGUCAUGUUCUCCAGCUCGGACGCCUUCACACUCAGACAGGACAUGUGUGUGGUGUGUGGGAGUUUUGGACAGGGUGCUGAGGGCAGACUCCUGGCCUGUUCUCAGUGUGGUCAGUGCUAUCACCCGUUCUGUGUCAGCAUCAAGAUGACGAAGGUGGUGUUGAAUAAAGGCUGGCGGUGUUUGGAGUGUACGGUGUGUGAGGCGUGUGGACAGGCCAGCGAUCCCGGACGCCUGCUGCUGUGUGACGACUGUGACAUCAGUUACCACACCUACUGUCUCGACCCGCCCCUGCAGAACGUCCCCAAGGGCAGCUGGAAGUGCAAAUGGUGUGUAUCGUGCACUCAGUGUGGAGCCACGUCCCCCGGGCUGCGCUGUGAUUGGCAGAACAACUACACGCAGUGCGGCCCGUGUGCCAGCCUGGCCGUGUGCCCGGUGUGUGUGCGGGGGUACAGGGAGGACGAGCUGAUCCUGCAGUGCCGGCAGUGUGACAGGUGGAUACACGCGUCCUGUCAGGGUCUGAACUCGGAUGAAGAUGUGGAGAACGCGGCGGACGACGGCUUCGACUGCACCAUGUGCCGCAUGCUGUCGCCCCCGAACCCGGUUGGUCCAGUUGUGAAGCUCACAGAGAGCAGCAGCAUCCCCGAGCCACCGGUGGUCAUACAGGCCGCGCCUAGAAUCAAGGAGUAUGACUUCCAGAAGACGUACACUCAGGACGGCGUGUGUCUGACCGAAUCGGGUCUGUGCCAGCUGCAGAGCCUGUCCGUGCCCUCUGGACGGCGCCGCCGGGCCAAACCCAAACUCCGACUCAGGAUCAUCAACCAGAACAGCGUGGCCGUGCUUCAGGCGCCGCCGGAUCCACAGUCCGAGUUCUCCAGGGAGGGCGACAUGGACGACAGCAGAGAGGGCGAUCUGAUGGACUGUGACGUGAAGUCUGACUCCAGCCCCGAGCGAGAGCCCGUCGACGAAGAACUGAAGAGCUCUGAAGGCCUCGACGGAAUCAAGAAGAGGAAGAGGAAACCCUACAGGCCAGGUAUUGGUGGGUUUAUGGUUCGCCAGAGGAGCAAGACCGGGCAAGGCAAAAACAAGCGAUGCCUGAUUAGGAAGGACUCUACUGGAUCGUUCCUGGAAAACCCACCUGGGAAAGAGGAAGGCUGGAAUGAACCAGACACACCUGUAGACGAGACGCCGCCCGUUCCUGAACCUUUAGAGAAGGUCAAGAAGAGGUACAGGAAGAAGAAAACCAAACUGGAGGAGGCGUUCCCUUUAUAUCUCCAGGAGGCGUUCUUCGGGAAGGACCUCCUGGAUAAGAGUAAACAGAGUAAGCAGGCGCUGGAGCCGGGGCCAGGAGACGAGGACGUGGCACACGGAGACAGCAAACCGCCCAGCGCCAACUCCAGCUUCCUGGAUCCCUCCUCAGAUCCACUCCUCAGUGCCGCAGCCACGCCCAUCUCCGGGAAAGCUGGGACCCUGCCCAGUGCACAGGACCCCUUAGCCGAGUUGGUUCUCCAUUCAGACCAUGAUCUUCUCGGGAUGCUGUCGGAUACAGGCCAUGAUUCAGGUCUUGAUUUAUGCCCUUUCCAGGUGGACAGCUCCCCCUCUCCGUUCGCCGGUUUGGAUAUCGGGGCCAUUUCUGAUGACCCCCCAGGCCCACCUCAGCCUGUUCCUGUACGGGGACCUCGACAUCUGCAGGAAGAACCACUGGAUGUAAUUCUCAGCCCUGAACUGGACAAGAUGGUGACUGACGGAGCUAUCCUCAGCAAGCUCCAGAUUCCAGAGCUAGAAGGGAAGGACGUGGAAGACUUGUUUACGGCAGUGUUAAGCCCAAGCACCAGUCAGUCAUCUCAGCUUGCACAGCCUCCCAACACCAUCCCUAAUGUGCCGGUCAUGACAGUGCCACAACAAGCGCAAGUUUCAGGUGAUAACGCUAUGUUCCCUCGCAUGCCUGUUAUGAAUGGUAUGAUGGGUCCAAACCCGGCCUUUCCCCCAAAUUCCAUGAUGCCUGGAGCUGGCAUUUCUAGCAAUUUCUCUCCCAUUCACCGAAUGCCUUUUCAUGAAAGCAUGAGAGAGAAGAAGUUCAGCCAGAUGGGGAGCGAUAUGGCUGGUCCCUGGAGUGCUCCCGUUCCAAUGCAUGGUCCAGCUGCACCUGCAGAGCCAGAAACAGAUGCCAUGUCCAGUGCCCAGAGGAGCACACUGAAGUGGGAGAAAGAGGAGACGCUCGGAGAGAUGGCCACUGUGGCACCUGUGCUCUACACUAACGUCAACUUUCCCAACCUGAGAGAGGAAUUUCCAGAUUGGUCAACUAGGGUAAAGCAAAUUGCAAAACUGUGGAGAAAGGCUAGUGCUCAGGAAAGAGCUCCAUAUGUGCAAUUGGCUCGGGAUAACCGAGCGGCCCUUCGCAUAAAUAAGGUUCAGUUGUCUAAUGACACACUGAAGAGACAGCAGCAGCAGCAGCAGCAGCAGCAGGCUCCUGACCAUUUUGACCCAAGCAUGUCCAUGGACACUGAUCAGCUCUUCAAAGACCCCCUCAAACAGAAGGAGUCUGAGCAUGAACAGGAGUGGAAAUUCAGACAGGGAGAGUUAAAUCAGAUGUUGGGACCCCUUAAGAAGCAGCAGGAAAAGGUCCCAAAAAGCAAAGCCAUAAAAUCAACAAAUAAAGACGUCCUUUUUGGACAUUCCAACCAAGCAUCUAUAGCUGCAGGAUGUGGAAAAAAAUCUCUGCAAAUGAGACAAAAGAGCAAGCAGCAGGCGAAGAUUGAAGCUACUCAGAAGCUUGAGCAGGUUAAAAAUGAACAGCAGCAACUUCAACAGCAACAACAGCAGCAACACUUCUGUGGCCAGUCAAGUGGAGAUACCACCAACAGUGGGAGUAAAAGUCCUGUGACACCUCAGCCCACGUCACCUCUACAGCACACGACAAUCAAGGAUACCUUUGUAAGGCCCCAGGUUCCUGGGACACCAAGCUCAUCUUCGGAUGAUGUAUUUUUGCGUCCUCAACUGCCACCCCCAUCAUCAGCAGCAAAAACUCCCACCCAGGAUACCCAGUACUCUCAGGGGUCAACAUCACAGCCUCAGUCUCCUCAGAUGUUUUCUCCAGGUUCAUCAGGCUCCCGUCCAUCAUCUCCUUGGGAUCCAUAUGCUAAAAUGGCAGGUACUCCUCGACCCCCACCCUCAGGAUCAAGAUGCUCAAUAUCUGACAUGCAGGAAAGGGGCAGGCCCUCUCCAGCCCACGAGUCCUUUGGCUCACCAACAAAUGCUGACGUGUAUUCAAAGCCACCAGACACACCCAGGCCGGCAGUCCCAUUUCUGAAACCCCUUGGUCCCCCCAGGCCUGGGUCUGUAUCAGAGCAGCAGCAUCUUCAGCAACAACAGGGUAGAUACAUGUUGGCUAAUGCUACACCUGGAGAAUUCAUCAGGCUAAACCAGAGAUCAGAGACAUACCAGCGAAUGCCUUCACGUGUUGUUCCAUCAGACCCUUACGCAAGGCCACCGCUAACACCCAUUCCUGGAAGUAAUGAAGCUGGCUCUGUGCCACUUUUUAAAACUCCCAUGCCUCCCUCACAUCCUCCCCAAGACUCCUUUAGUACAGGAGAGCUCGGCAUGAGACGUGGAUCAUCAGACGGCUAUAUUCAGGGCCAGCAAACUGAUCCUUAUGCGCAUCAACCUUUAACUCCUCAUCCAUCAUUUGCAGAUACUUUAAACACUGAUGGCAGAAUGAUGCGUCAGGGUUCAGGAGGCCCCUUUGCACAACCUAUGUCGAUGACCAGACAUCCUCAAAGAGAUCCUUAUGCACAGGCACCAUCUACACCUAGACCAGACUACUCUUCGCAAAUAGCUGAUCCCUAUUCUCAGCCUACGGGUACUCCUCGACCUCAUGAACCCUGUGCCCAGCCUCCUGGUACUCCAAGGCCUCAUUCUGAUCCAUUUUUAGUGCCUCCUUCCACACCUCGACCCAUUGAACAGUUUUCUCAGGCACAGUCUUCUAGCUGCAGGCAGUCUCCAUCUCAUACAAUGGAUCCGUAUGCCCAAAUGCCAGGUACUCCAAGACCAACACCAGCAGAACGAUACUCUAAAUCCCCAGGUAAUCAGAAAAAUGCUGAUAUUUACACGCAGGCUGCUGGAACAUCUCGGUCCACGACAGAUCCAUAUGACCAGCCACCUGGAACACCAAGACCAGUUCUCAAUGACCCUUUUGCUCAACCUCCUGGAACCCCAAGGCCGAGCCCUAUGGUUCAUACACCGGAUCCAUAUAGCCAUCAGCCUCAAAAUAGGAUGACUGAUCCAUUUGCUCAUCCGGCUGGCCCAGGAUCUCAAACCCCCAAACAUCUCGGCAUUUCGGAUGAAAACUUUGCCUUGCCACAGACAAAUACUAAUCAAACCCCUAUGCAUGACCCCUUUGAACAAGUACCUAUGACCCCAUGUCCACAGUCAGAUGAACGGCUGGCACCAGCUACAACCAGCUCAUUUGAUUCCCAGAACCUAAUGCAACCACCAACAGGGGAUACAGAGGAAAAGAAAUUACAGCGUCAGAGAUUACGCCAACAACUGAUCCUGAAACAACAGCAGCAAAAGGGUGUUAUCAGGCAAGAGAAAGGACUUCAAGAUGCUACUGGUACCCCUACACCUAACACUCCAUUGCAGUGGUCACAGGAUGAUUCUGUACAACCAAGUGAUGCAUUUUUAGCUCGUCCGCCACCGCCAUAUCCUGGAACAUUGAGAGCUUCCCCGAUGCCUGCAGGUCAGAGAUUUCCUGUACCUUUUCCUGGUGAUCAACGAGCACCAUUCUCUGAUGAGACUCGUUGCUCUCGGCCUCAGUUUUCCAGAGAUAUGGGCAAUAUGGUCCUAAGACCACCGGGGUCUAGGUUUGGAUUUCCACCGGGUGCAGCAGGUCAGGAGUCUUUCCUCCGUCCACCCCACCAGAUGCAAGGGGGACCAAUGAUUGAUAAUGUACCACCACAGUUGAGAAGGUCUCUGUCCGUUGAUCUAGGUAGAUCAAUGGGAGGCAACCCCCAAAUGGGCCUUCCUCAACACUUUGUACCCCGGGGCCUUCCAGUGCAACAGCACAACAUAAUGGGCCAGCCUUUUAUUGAGCUUCGGCACAGGGCACCAGAGAAUAGAGUCAGAUUGCCAUUUUUGCCACCCAACAUCUUGGACCAUACAAAUCACCCCCAAAGAGCUUCUACCAGCUUAAUGGGAGCUCACAAUAUGGCCUUUCCUGGGACCCAGGGUCCACGCCCUUUGACUCCAAUGAUGGGUCAUCCACAGCAAGUAUCUGUCGGGCAUCUCCACAUGUCAGCAAGCAUGGAGAAUUUGCAUCAGCAGGCAAACAUCCCAGAAAACACUGCUCCACAACAUCCUCCACUGUCAACCACAAUCACUCAUUCAGUUAGUGGUGAGGCACUUAAUUCUACCGAUCCAAUGCUUCUAGCAGGGACAGUACCAGGUCCAACAGAAGAGAUCCCAUUGCCUUGUGGUGAUGGAAUUGAGGAGAAGUUAGACACAGAUGACUCAGCAGUAAAGGAUCUUGAGGAUGUAGAAGUGAAAGAUUUGGUUGAUGAUGAUUUGGAAAAUUUAAACCUUGAUGCAGAUGAUGGCAAGGACAUAGAUUUGGAAACAAAUGACCUUCACCUUGAUGAUUUUAUCGAAUCUGGGAAAUUUGACCUCCUUGCUUAUGCUGAUCCUGAGCUGAACCUUGAGGACAAGAAAGAUAUGUUCAAUGAGGAGUUAGAUUUGAGUGACCCCAUAGAGGAUGACCAUGGUGAACCCUCUGUCCUUCAGAAGGUGUUGUCUGAGAAGAAAUCUCCUCAAACCGUAAAUAAAUCAGAGGAUGGUGAGCCAUCAUCUAAUAGCAAACAAGAAGAGAACCUAAAAGGGGAAUGCAAUAGUGGUCUAUUGACAGAAAGCACUAUAAAAACAGAAGUUAAACAGGAUUCCAUCAUCAGUGAGGACCACUCUGUUGGAGAUCGGCCUCUAGACAGUAAAAAUACCCAAGAAGAAAUGUCCAGUCUGUUUGAGGGAUCACCUCAGCAGAUUGGUUCAUCAAGUGCAGGAAUCCCUUCUGGUUCUGCUCCAGUACUCUCAAGGCUUUUAACCAAAGAAAAACUUGAUAACAAUGGGAUUAGCCCUGUAGCACCUCUUCAUCAUGGUAAUCAAGUCCAGGCUAACCAUGGUCUAGAACUUCAGACCAAUAUGGGCAUGGGACAAAACAAAGACCAUGGCAUGAACCCUGCUAUGGCAGUGGGACACAGUAUGGAUGCAUCACUGGGAGCCCCACAUACAUUGCCUGUUUGCAGUCAGCAGUUACCAGUUCAAGGAUUUGGAUCUUCACCAGGCCACCAAGUGGAUAUAAAUCUGCCUGUGCUGGGUGGCCAGCAGCCUAUGCCACACACACUUCAUCCCCAGGCCCAACAGGUGAUGUAUUCACAAGGGUCCAUAGGGCAGCAAGGCCCAAAAAUACCUCAGGGCCAGUCAAAUAGGCCAUUGCUCUUAGAUGAGCAACCUCUCCUCCUGCAAGAUUUGUUGGAUCAGGAGAGGCAGGAGCAGCAACAACAGAGGCAGAUGCAGGCUAUGAUUCGGCAACGCUCCAAUGACCCCUUUUUCCCUAAUGUUGACUUUGAUGCUAUUACAGACCCAAUCAUGAAGGCCAAGAUGGUAGCCCUGAAAGGAAUUAAUAAAGUGAUGGCACAGAAUAGCAUGGGAAUGCCAUCCAUGGUCAGAAUGCAACAGAUGCCCGGAGCACAAGGACCAGAUGCACAUGGAUUCCCUCAGCAUGGUUUUGGACAGGACGGGAAACCAACACCACCGCCGACAAGGCCGAGCCCCCCUAAUUUUGGACCUGGGUUUGUCAAUGAUUCUCAGAAAAAGCAGUAUGAGGAGUGGCUUCAAGGUACUCAGCAGCUGCUUCAAAUGCAGCAGAAGUUUUUUGAGGAACAGAUCGGGGCCCACAGGAAAUCCAAAAAGGCCCUCUCAGCAAAACAGCGCACAGCUAAAAAGGCAGGCCGUGAGUUUCCUGAGGAAGAUGCGGAGCAGUUAAAACAUGUGACUGAACAACAGAGUGUUGUUCAGAAACAACUGGAACAGAUCCGCAAGCAGCAGAAGGAACAUGCUGAGCUUAUUGAGGAGUACCGUGUCAAGCAGCAGCAGCAGCGCAGUAUGCAAGCCUCUAUGAUGAAUCCAAUGCAGCCCAUGCCAGGAAUGCCGGGCCAACCCACUGGCAUGAUGCCCGGUGGACUUCAUAUGGGCCAGCCCAUGAUGGGUCCAAUGCAAUCACAUCCUGGUCAGCCCAACCCCAACUGCAUGCCUAACAUGGCUGGCUGGCACCCGGGUGGCCCUGGACCAAUUGGAGGAUCCAGAAUACCAUCUCACAUGCCUCCUCAGAUGCCGCCGGCCAACCCAGGUCAGCCACCUCAGGCCCAGCCACCACCUGCUAUGGUACCACCUGGUCAGCCUGGUGUACCUGUAGGCCAUGGGAUUGGAAAUGCCGCCCCACAUGUAAAAUUUGAUGACAAUAACCCAUUCAGUGAGGGCUUCCAGGAGAGAGAGCGCCGUGAGCGGCUGCGGGAACAACAGGAGAGACAGCGCGUGCAGCUGAUGCAAGAGGUAGAAAGACAGCGGGCUCUUCAGCGGCUGGAGAUGGAACAGCAGGGUGCAGGCAUGGCUCCAGAUGCUAACCGAGACAGCCUGGCCCACAUGCCCUUCUAUAAUACUGACCUACCCCAAGACUUCAUGCAGACUGCCAGACCUCAGCAUCCACAACAGAUGGGAUCAAUGUUCCCCCAGCAGGGCAGUACACCUCUAGACGUUGCGGGCCCUGGUGGAGCUUUCAUGCAGGGUGGUGAGCGACGACCCAUAGCUGGGUGUGCAGCUUUUCCAAGCCAGGACAUGGGGCCAAAUUUCCGGCCAAAAAGUCAAAUGAUGCAUGGACUCAACUUCAUGCCAGGUCAACCUCGGCCACCAACGAUGCCCCAAGGCGGAGGUGAAGGCACACCAUUUGGCAUGGAGUCAGCUACACCACUGCCUCCUAAUUACCCAGGGUCAGGCCAGUCUCUUAUACAAUUAUACUCUAACAUCAUCCCAGAGGAGAAAGGCAAGAAAAAGAGGAACCGUAAAAAGAAGAAAGAUGACGAUGCAGAUUCGGUGAAAACACCUUCCACACCUCAUUCAGACCUCACUGCUCCACUGACCCCAUGCGUUUCGGACACAUCUUCCACCCCCACACGCAAUGCUGCCCUACUUGGAGACCAGGACUCCUCUGAGCUCUCCAAUUCCUUAUCCUCCAUGUCUGGCCUGCCUCCAUCAACAGAGCUGGAGAGGCAGCUGUCGGGUAGUGGAAGUCUGUUUAGACGCCAGUCUAGUGUGGGUUCAGUGGGCUCUGAACGAGGAGUCUUCGAUGAACUGCAAGAGAUCAAGCAGGAGAAGCUGGACACAAGCGAGUGCCAGGGGGCUGAAGGGAUGUUUGGAUCAGGGGCAAAAGGCAUGGUGAAGGUCGAGGACAUCCAAGGCCUCACUGGGCAAAGUCCAGCACACAGUACCAAGAGCGAGUCUGGGAACGAACUUCUCAAACACCUGCUAAAUAACAAGAGCACACCACCACCAUCGACCACACCUCAUACGCACCAGACAUCCAGUGAUGGCCUGAGAUCAGAGGAAGAAGGAGUGGCCGAAAAUAAGGACUCUGUCAAGAUGGGUUCUGCUGAAUGUUUGGAUGUCAUGAAUAGCCAUUUGGCUGGUAAUUUGGAUUCUCUAGAGCCUUCUCUACCAGACCAAGGCAAGAAGAAACAGCGCAAUAAGAGAACACCAAAGAUAGGGGCUGAGAAACCUCAGUCUCGCUGGAAGAAAAGAAAGAAAGAGCAGGAGGAUCGUCAGGUCUUGUAUCCGACCACUGACACACUGAUGACGCAGCUUAAACAGCAGCUCUCGUUGUUGCCCCUUAUGGAGCCAUUGAUUGGCGUGAACUUUGCCCACUUCCCUCCGUACGGCAGCGGGCAGCUGAACGGCGAGAACAGACUGUCUGGAUCUUUUGGCAGUGCAUCACUGGAUGGGGUGUCAGACUACUACUCCCAGCUCAUCUAUAAGCAAAACAACCUGAGCAAUCCUCCAACGCCCCCUGCCUCUCUGCCUCCUACCCCGCCUCCUGUAGUGAGGCAGAAGAUGGUGAAUGGUUUCGCCACGGCAGAGGAGCUCGCCCGGAAGGCUGCUGUCAUAAGUGGGAACGAGGUGUCCAAAACCAUGGGACCGAAGCAGCUGCCAACCCCGUUCAAAAAAGAGGACGACCUCCUGUCUCAGGCCAUUUCUCAGGGACCCAAGACCGUUGACGUGCCUGCCUCCUUGCCAACACCCCCACACACCAAUCAAGAGGAGCUCCGUGUCCAGGACCAUUGUGACAGGGACACCCCAGACAGCUUUGUCCCCUCCUCGUCCCCGGAGAGCGUCACUGGCAUGGAGAUCAGCAGAUACCCGGAUCUGUCUCUAGUGAAGGAGGAGCGUCCGUCGCCUGCAUCCUCUCCUACCAUCUCGAUGCUGCCCAGUGCCAGCGGGAAAGGCACCGAGGUCAUGCAGUGGGAGGUAAAGAAAGAACCCCAGAGCAAUUUCUUCGGCUCCCAUUUUGAUCAGCCCUUCUCCUGCUCCAAGGCUGGUCUGAUGUCCGUAUCGCUCACACUCAAUCAAACCGCAGCGGAGAACAUUCAAGGAGUCAUGACGGCAGUAUCCAACUUGCUUUGCGUCCCUCUCCCUGCCAACUAUGAGGUGUCUCGUACCCUGAGUCCAGAGCCACGCCACUCCUUGGCCAUGCUUGCGAACCUUAAAGUCCCUCCACCACACGGGCUCAACCCUCGCCAGGCCGCCAUGUUCCCCCAUCCUGGCAUAAGGUUCCCCAGACUUUCAGGAACGAUGCCCUCAACUCAGCACUUCAUACCCAACCCUAAUGCCGGUCCAGGUGCAAUCAGACCAGAAUAUCACAUGAAUAGAAACAGCCCGGGGGGGAAACCGCAGUGGUGCGCCCAGUGUAAAGUGGUGGUUUUGGGAAACGAAGUCCGGAGGUCUACCAAAGACCCCGGCGAUAAACAGGAGGGCCAGGUUUGGGCUGAGGGCAACGCGGUUUUCUGCAGCCGCAACUGCCUUGUUCUCUACUCAUCCAUCAUGCAGAAUAAACCUGUAGACAGCAAGCUGAAUGCCUCUAUGCUGCCUGACUCUGAAGAGAAAUGCCCUCCCAAAGUUCUCCACCAAUACAGCAACAACAUGUCCACCCUCGAUGUACACUGCCUGGCCCAGAUGCAGCCCAAGCAGUCUCCACCGUCCACCCCUCCAAUCUCUUUUCCAUCUAUUUUUUCCGAGAUGCAGAAAUCUGAGGUCAAGCCGGAUGCCCUGAAGGUCACUGUCAAACUGAAGCCCCGACCCCGGGCCGUCCACAAUGGAGCAGACGAACCACGCUACCAUUCUGCAAAGCGUUGGAAAGGGUUACGUUGGCGCAAAUGGAGCAUCCAUAUUGUGGUACCCAGGGGAAAGUUGCAGAUCCAGAGCCAGGAUGAGCUGGAAGAACUGCUAAAGAAGCUGGACGCUUCGCUGCGACCAGAGCCGCUGCCGAAAGACCUGAGACGCUGCUGCUUCUGCCACGAGGAAGGUGAUGGCCUUACAGAUGGUCCGGCUCGACUACUAAACCUUGACCUUGAUUUGUGGGUGCACUUGAAUUGUGCGCUCUGGUCCACAGAGGUGUAUGAGACCCAGGCGGGUGCACUCAUCAACGUGGAGCUGGCGCUGCGCCGUGGUCUUAGCAUCCGCUGCACCUACUGCCAGCGCACAGGAGCAACCAGUGGUUGCCAUCGACUGCGCUGCACCAACGCAUACCACUUCACUUGUGCACUCAAGGCUCAGUGCACCUUCUUCAAAGACAAAACCAUGCUUUGCCAUCUGCACAAGCCCCGUUCAGGCAAUGGUGCUGGGAGCACCAUGUUCGGAGGACUGGAUCACGAGCUGCGCUGCUUCACAGUGUACCGCCGCGUUUAUGUGCAGCGCGACGAGACACGCCAGAUCGCCAGUAUGAUGCAGCGUGCCGAGCGGGAACACACCUUCCGUGUGGGCAGCCUGGUAUUUCAUUCAGUCGGGCAGCUCCUGCCCCAACAGAUGGAAGCCUUCCACUCAUCAGCUGCCAUCUUCCCUGUCGGCUACGAGGCCAGUCGGAUCUACUGGAGCAUGCGCCAUGCCAACCGCCGCUGCCGCUACCUGUGUUCUAUCGACGAGAAGGACGGCGCCCCUGAAUUUACCAUCCGGGUGGUUGAGCAAGGGUACGAGGACCUCGUGUUGACUGGCUCGUCUCCUAAAGGAGUGUGGGAUAAGGUUCUGGAGCCGGUGGCCGAGAAGAGAAAUGAGACCGGCAUCCUUAAACUGUUCCCCGUUUACCUGAAGGGAGAAGAUCUGUUCGGACUGACCGUACCUGCGAUCACGAGGAUCGUGGAAUCGUUGCCCGGAGUGGAGGCAUGUUCUGGCUACACGUUCCGUUACGGGCGUAAUCCUCUGAUGGAGCUGCCGCUGGCUAUCAAUCCCUCUGGGUGCGCCCGAUCCGAACCCAAGGCUUGCACGCAUGUCAAGAGGUGUGUGUUAAGGCCUCACACGCUGACCAGCGGCUGCUCCAUUAAAACCUUGCAGACCAACGGGAGCCCGUCUGAGCUCACCGGCGCCCCCUACAGUAAACAGUUUGUGCACUCCAAAUCCUUUCAGUACCGACGCAUGAAAGCCGAGUGGAAGUCCAACGUCUAUCUGGCUCGUUCACGCAUCCAGGGCCUGGGGCUGUACGCUGCUCGAGACAUUGAGAAGUACACCAUGGUGAUCGAGUACAUCGGAACCAUCAUUAGGAACGAGGUGGCAAACCGCAAAGAGAAGAUGUACGAAUCACAGAACCGUGGAGUUUACAUGUUCCGCAUCGACAGUGAGCAUGUAAUAGACGCCACCAUAACAGGAGGACCUGCACGAUACAUUAACCACUCCUGCGCCCCCAACUGCAUAGCAGAGGCCGUGACCUUUGAGAGAGGCCACAAAAUCAUCAUCAGCUCCAACAGGAGGAUUCAGCGUGGGGAGGAGUUGUGCUACGACUACAAAUUCGAUUUUGAAGAUGACCAGCAUAAGAUUCCUUGUCACUGUGGCGCAGUAAACUGCAGGAAGUGGAUGAACUGAAUCGCAGCGGACAGGCAGAAAGUUUAAGCUCCACACAUAUGCAUUCCUUGUGAACUUACUUUUUCCCCUCCCUCUAGGCCCGUUUCUAAACAGGAAGUGAUGUGGGUUUUUUUAUUUUUCAAUAGAUAAUAAGACCGCAGAACUGUCAGGGUUAGUGGAGGUCGGAUUCAGAAGGGGAAAAAGAAAAAGUGGCCAGGUGAGGGAAUAAAGCGGUGGUGAAAUCCAGGAUGUACACACAGAACACACACUCACACACACACAUGCUUACAGACAUAAACACACUGGUCCUUCUGCAGAAACAGCACGCGUUUUUGUUUUUGUUUUUUACUCUGACGUGACGUCGAUGAGAGCCUCGGAGAGGAAACAUGUGCGUGAGGUUCAAAAUCUCACCAGCUGACCAGGAUGAGAUCGUGCUGGCCACAGCCUUAUUUAGAUUAUAAAGAGGCGGGUCCUCUGGAUAAAAAUAAAUAAAUCUAUACAGAUAUAUAUCUAUAUAUAUAUAUAGCGAGAGAGAGAUAUAAAUACAGAAAUGUAGACACCACUGAACAAGGAAUGUACUGAGAAGACUUCCUUAGGGAUAAAGCUAAGGGAUUAUUAACUUGCACUAAAACAUCAACAACAAAAAAAAUACGGUUUAAUAAAAUACUUGAUUCCAUGAGUCAGUUUUUUUUUCCUUUGUUUUAUGAUUUCUGUAAAAUAAGAGGCGACUUUUUGUAUUUAUUAUGAAUCGAAGCUAUUUUUUAAGAAUGUCGACAAAAAAAAAAAAACGAAGAACGUCAAGCUGCUUCAGAAGGCUGCAGGUUGAACAGAACAUGUUACUUUAUAAAAUAUGUAAAUAUCCGUCUAAAAUUAUAAAAAUUAUUAAAAAAAUAAAAUAAAAAAAAAUAGAAAUAUUUGACCAAAUGCUACCUUAACUUCAUUAGAGCUAUUUGUUUGGGUGAUUUAUUUUUUUUUUUUUUCAUAAAUUUGAAAAAUGAAACAAGAGUUUAAAAGAAUACAGUGAGUAUUUAAAGAUUUAAGGAUGCUUGGAUAUAAUUUAGAUUUCGAGAGUUUAUGUGUUGUAUAAAACUGUACAGAAUCUGUAUAAAACAAAAAUAAGAAAAGAAAAUGAAAGAAAUAAAAUGAAUUCAGAGUAUUUUUGUUGUAUUUAGAAUGUAGAGUGAAUAUUGUCUAAAAUUCUGACCACUUGAAGAAUCUUCUGUACCUUAAUUUUCUUUUUCUUUUUUUUUUCUUUUUUUUACACACACGUUUUUGAUUUCUACUUCUGCAAUCAAGUUAGGCAGCGAUUGUGAUAAACGUUAAUCAGCAAGAAGCGGGCUGUGAAUUUUCUUUUAAAUCUGUGCGAAUCGAUUCAAGAAGCUUGAGCGAGCACAAGGGACUGCUUUUUUUUCUUCUCUUUUUUUUCUUUCCUUCUUUAGUAACUGCGUGUAGUGUCCAUGAGCUUUGGAGAGAAUUCUUAAUUGCCUUUUAUGUUUGAUUUGACAUUAAGAAAUGUAAAGUAUGCUCUUUUUUUUUUUUGGUUGUUUACAUUAUUUUAAAAAAAGAUGCUGUUUAGUGUUUAGUUUAAAAAUCAUGGUAUAAUGUUUUUUCUUUCUUUUUCUUUUUUUUUCUUCUUUUGAGCUUAAUAAAGAAUUUAAAACCUGGUCCGAGCACUUUGCUUACCGGUUUGAAAUGAAGUUUUUGAUGUGUGCACAACUAAAAAUUUGUUGGACUACAUUUUGUUGGUAUACUCGAAGUCCUGAGCUUGUAAUAUAAAUGGCAUGAUGUGUUUAAAAAAAAAAAAUCAAAAACAAACAAAAAAAUAAGAUUUUGAAUGAAUCAAAUUGUACAUAAUUUCUCAAUGACUGGUUGUAACGAAAUUUGUUUCUUGGAUAUUUUUUCCCCCCGCUCUUGUACAAUAUUCAGACAUUAUUAACAGUAUUUGUCAUUUCUCGGUCCUGUACAGUAGUAUACAAAAUGUCAAAAAUGAAGCCUUUUUUUGAAGUAUACAAAAGUGUAAUGGGUUUUUUUGGAGUUUGUGGAAUCAGAUUUAGGAAUAUUUACAAAAAUAAAUAUUUUACAUCUUUA
This is a messenger RNA of Clarias gariepinus (North African catfish), 17591 nucleotides long. RefSeq names its product lysine (K)-specific methyltransferase 2Ca (gene kmt2ca). Gene Ontology annotation, cellular component: nucleus; MLL3/4 complex. NCBI's taxonomy places the organism in Eukaryota, Metazoa, Chordata, Actinopteri, Siluriformes, Clariidae. The record is from RefSeq and is a predicted model, not a curated record. Gene Ontology annotation, molecular function: transcription coactivator activity; histone H3K4 methyltransferase activity; histone binding. Gene Ontology annotation, biological process: positive regulation of transcription by RNA polymerase II. Bases 474 to 15524 code for a protein of 5016 amino acids. The transcript has 62 exons.